CCAUGAUCAAACAUUGAACAGCAGUUAUUCAAUUGCAUACAGCAGCACAACAUGGCUUUCAAGCGCAAAACGUCAUCUUCAUUUGGACUGGAGAGAAGAGUGCGACCGAGGAGAGAGGAUGAGUGGGUAGAAGAGCCAGAGAGCCAAGGUUCCUCAAGUGAGGACGAUGAUGAUGGUGAUGAGGUGGAGGAGCAGGGUAUUCGAGGCGCAUCUUCUGACGAGGAUGAAGAGGAAGAUCAAGAAUCUGAAGAAGGUUCGGAAGAUGAAUCAGAGCCCGAGCAAGACACGCCAAAAAUAGACCUCUCAUCAGUCUCAUUUGGAGCUCUCGCAAAAGCACAAGCAUCAUUGCCAUCUGCUGGUCGCAAAUCAAAAUCGAAGAAAUCUGCCGAUGAAGAGGCCCCAAAAACAGAAACACCGGCGCCCAGGAAAUCCACCAAAUCAAAGGACGACCCCAAGCCCAAACGAUCUUCCAAACACGCCCCGCAAGAACAAACCUCCAAGAAGCCCGUAUCUCGCCGCCGUGAGAUCCUCCCAGAUAACCGGCGCCAAUACCGCGAUCCUCGCUUCGACCCUCUAGUAGGCCGCGUCGACGAAGAGAAAGCUAGCAAAGCCUACGCCUUCCUAGACGAAUACCGCGACAAGGAGAUGGCCGACCUUCGCGCACAGAUCAAGAAGACUAAAGACUCCUACGAGAAGGACAAUCUAAAGCGCCAACUCCAAUCCAUGGAAUCUCGCAAGAAGGCCAACAUGCGAAGACAGGAGGAAGAGAGGUUGCUGAAGGAGCAUCGCCAGAAGGAGAAGGAGCUUGUGGCGCAGGGCAAGACGCCGUUUUACCUCAAGAAGAGCGAGCAGAAGAAGCAGCUGCUUGUGAAUAGAUAUGAGGGCAUGAGUAAGGGACAGGUUGAUAGGGCGAUUGAGAGGAAGAGGAAGAAGGUUGCUGGUAAGGAGAAGAAGGAGUUGGACUUUUUGCAACGGGGAUCUCGACCACGAGGAUAGUCGAGUUCAAGGUCGGAAUUUUACAGCAAACUGGAGAUCAGUCAAGCGGUUGGACUUGUACGAGUUGCAUCCUAGGAGAUGUCGUUCGAUGAUCUCGAAGAGCCGUUCGCACUAUCGUUCUGGCUCCAUUUGCCCACCUACGCAUACAUCAGACAUAGCGAAAUUGCAUUUCAGAACAAUCAUCUUGGUCUAUACACGCCACUCGUGAUCCAGUUUAGCCCACAAUCGCUUCCCAGUGUCCCUCUCUCCAAUGAUCCAACCUUCAUCCCCUUCGGCAAAAAGGGGCAGAAACAGCAAAAGGGAAA
This is a messenger RNA of Fusarium verticillioides 7600, 1301 nucleotides long. RefSeq lists its product as hypothetical. Bases 52 to 996 code for a protein of 314 amino acids. Gene Ontology annotation, biological process: maturation of SSU-rRNA from tricistronic rRNA transcript (SSU-rRNA, 5.8S rRNA, LSU-rRNA). Lineage: Eukaryota; Fungi; Ascomycota; Sordariomycetes; Hypocreales; Nectriaceae. The record is from RefSeq and is a predicted model, not a curated record. The transcript has 2 exons. Gene Ontology annotation, cellular component: nucleolus; 90S preribosome.